CUUGCCAGCUGUUGGCUCGCCGGUUCACUGGUUUCGUACGCCCGGGGCCACCGUCUGGUCCCAUUCCGCUCCGCCAUCGUGAUUUACCCACUCACUACCCCAGUGGUCUCUCAUGGGGUGCAUUCAUAUUCCGGAGGAAGGCAAGGAAUCGCGCAGAAUCAGAAGAUGACCUAAAACGGAAGUUUUUGGAAACGCGCUUCUGAUUUGUUGAAUUGACGACCGGAGAGAUCGAUUUCUCCCUGAAAUUUUCUUUUAAGUUGAAGGAACCAUGGCGAAAACGGGGGCGGCGGUGGAUGGCUGUGACCCCGCCCUAACAGAGGCGGAGUUGAAGAAGGAGUUGCAGAGGGCGGCGAGGGUGAUAAUCAGUGAGGAUGAAGUCAAUGUGGGGGCAAUCGAUGAAGCCCUACAAGCGCUGUGUUCUCUGAGGCACCUUAAGACAAAGCACCAUCGAUCAUCGUUCGCUGAACCAAAAGCGCCUUCUCUCCCUGAUGAAUUUCGUUGCCCGCUUUCCAAUCAACUCAUGAAGGAUCCUGUGAUUGUUGCCAGUGGUCAGACAUAUGAGAGGUCAUUCAUUCAAAAAUGGUUAAAAUCUGGGAACAGAACAUGCCCACGAACGCAACAGGUGCUCUCCCAUACUAUUCUUACACCUAAUCUGCUGGUUCAAGAUAUGAUAUCUCGGUGGUGCAACAUUAAUGGGAUCCAUUUGCCAGACCAUGUAGAUCAGGAGGGGCUUACCGAAGCCGAUCAAAACCAUUUUAACUCUUUGCUCGAGAGAAUGUCUUUGUCAUUGCCUGAUAAAAAAGAGGCUGCUAGAGAAUUGCGCAUGUUGACUAAAAGGGUGCCUUCUUUCAGAGCAUUGUUUGGGCAAUAUGAGAAUUCAAUAGCUCAACUGAUCUCCCCCUUGUGUGAAAGUGAGUCCUUAGACGACGUACAAGUUCAACUCCAUGAAGACAUAGUCACUACACUUUUGAAUAUUUCCAUCCAUGAUGACAACAAGAAGCUCGUUGCAGAAACCCCUAUGGUCAUUCCCCUUCUUAUGCAAACAUUACAAUUGGGGACAAUCGAAGCAAGAAGCAAUGCAGCAGCUGCCCUUUUCACACUAUCAGCCCUCGAUUCGAAUAAAACGCUUAUUGGGAAAUCAGGUGCCCUGAAACAUCUCAUUAGCCUAUUAGAAGAAGGGCAUCCUUUGGCAAUGAAAGAUGCUGCUUCUGCUAUUUUCAGCCUCUGCAUUCUUCAUGAAAAUAAAAUCAGAGCAGUCCGAGAUGGUGCAGUGAGCGUUUUAUUGGAAAAGAUUGUGAAGAGAGUGAACAUUGAUGAAUUGCUGGCCAUACUUGCGAUGCUCUCAACCAAUCAGAAAGCAGUGGUGGAAAUGGGAGAGCUUGGCGCAGUUCCACUCUUGCUUGGUUUAAUGAGGGAGACGCCAUGCGCCCGCAACAAGGAGAACUGUGUGGCUGUUCUGUACACAAUAUGCUUUAGCGACCGUACUAAGUGGAAAGAGAUGAGGGAGGAGGAAAAUAAGAACGGUACAAUCUCCCAGCUUGCAGAAAACGGCACUUCAAGAGCCAGGAGGAAGGCCAGCAGCAUUCUUGACAGACUGAAUAGGGCGUUCAAUAUCACUCAUUCCGCAUGAUGGAGACACUUUGGAAGCACAAAUCUGUAAAUUCUACACUUUCAUACCCCUCGCGCCUUUACUGAAGCAUGAUAUGUUCAUUUACAACUUUUGUUGUUUUGUAUAUAAUACUCCGUAUAUAUACAUUUACAGAUUUGCGGCAUUUGCCCCCGUGCUGUAGUCACUGACAGUGAAUAAAUAAUCUUUGGCAUU
Cuscuta campestris is the source of this 1822-nucleotide messenger RNA. The record is from the annotation of a GenBank genome assembly. NCBI's taxonomy places the organism in Eukaryota, Viridiplantae, Streptophyta, Magnoliopsida, Solanales, Convolvulaceae.